Messenger RNA from Monodelphis domestica (gray short-tailed opossum), 6515 nucleotides. RefSeq names its product peptidylprolyl isomerase like 2 (gene PPIL2). Lineage: Eukaryota; Metazoa; Chordata; Mammalia; Didelphimorphia; Didelphidae. Gene Ontology annotation, biological process: protein polyubiquitination; protein folding; protein peptidyl-prolyl isomerization. The record is from RefSeq and is a predicted model, not a curated record. Gene Ontology annotation, molecular function: ubiquitin protein ligase activity; peptidyl-prolyl cis-trans isomerase activity. Gene Ontology annotation, cellular component: catalytic step 2 spliceosome.
AAGAUGGCCCCAGGGCAGAAGCGAGCUGAGCGCAGAGCGUGCGCGCGCGCCCGUGUGCCCGUGCCCGUGCCCGGGGGAGCAGGAAGGAGAAGAGCCGAGUUCCAGUCCCCGCUCCACAGUUUUGCCCCUCAGUCUCUUCCUCUGUACAAUGGGCUCAUGAUCCCCCCAGCUCCAUCCCAGUUUUCGGGCUUCAUUGCCUCAUCCAUCCCCGCCCUCCGCUCUAAAUGCCGGCUGCGUGUGCUUGUUCUUAAAACCCGCGCUGUGGGGUGCAGGGACUCGGCCAGGGUCGCCCCCGAGGAAGUGUCUGAGGCCACAUCGGAACCCGGACUCCCAUCUCCCCGCCCCCCAUCCACAAGAUGCCCCGCAGAUACCAAAUGCAGCCCCUCCUCCCUCGAACUCACGGCCCGACCAGGCCCAGGCAGGGGCGCAGCUCCCUGCCUCAGCUCCCUCCCACCGCAGCGUCUGGCCGGACUGUGCCUCCGCCCCCCACCCCGCCCCCCUCCUCCUCUCCACCUCCCGGCUUCCCUGCGGACACUCUCACAGGCCGCGCGCGCGCACAUGCACACGCACACAUGCACGCGCGUGGCUCCUUGUCUCCCACCAGACUGUGAGCUCCCCCGAGCAGGGCCUCGGCCUUUCUCUGUGCUCCCCGCGGCGCGGACGACGUCUUUAAUAAAUGGUCCCUGACAGACAGACUGCGGGAGAAGACAGAAUCCCUCUGGGGUGGGGGCCCGAGCCCCGCCUCCUCCCAAGGCUGCCCUUUGACCCCAGGGGGGGAGGGGAAGGGCAGGAGCUGAGGUCCCUCACAAUAAGGGUGUCACCAGCCCGGAAAGGGGAGCGACUUUUGUGACAAACCAGGUUCGGCCGCAGACCUAGCCACGGCCCUGACCCUCCAUUAAUGCCUGCAGGGGAAAGGGCACUGGGAUCAGAAGACCCUGGUGGGACCUGCACCUCCCUGGGCCUCAGUUUCUCCAUCUGCAAAUCGGAGGUGGGGAAGGUCUAAGAUGAUCUCAAAGUGGGAUCUGGGGACCCUUCCAGGGGUCCCUAAGGUCCCCGCUAUUCCCUUCUAGUUUAAAGCUGUUUUCAUUUUUAAUGGGGUAAAUAUUGUCAGCUGCAAGAACGAGGGGAUUGGCUGGUGGGGAGAGCUAUGAAGAGAACUGAGUUCAAAGCCUGAGGUACUGGGUUCGAAUUCCAGUAUUGCCACUUUCUGCCCGGGGCCUGGGACAGGCGUGACUCAGUUUCCCCAUCUGUAAAACAAGGGAGUAGCAAGAGAUGGGCUCUAAAGUCCAGGUCCCCAAGACCCUAGGAUCCUUCCAAAGGGGAAUCUGAACCUUAUAAGGCUGAGUCCACAGACUCGACCCCACCUCCCUGACGACCCAGACCACAACGAACAAGCGACUUCCCCCAAGGCGCAUGCUCCGUGGUAGGGCGCUAUUCCGGGGGGGGACGGGGCAGCGCUGGACUACAUUUCCCAGCAUACCAAGCCACCCCGGUUGGCUCGCCGGAAGUUCCGUUGGGCAUCCCGGAAACGGGGCUGCGAGGGCGGCCGGCGGGCAGUCCGUACAGUGCUACGAGGAGCUGGUGCCAGAGGAGUUGGGGAGGGAGUCUGAGCUCGGGGUAGACCCUCGCCCCGACCCCGCCGCCGCCAUGGGGAAGCGACAGCACCAGAAGGAUAAGAUGUACAUAACCUGCGCUGAGUACACGCACUUCUAUGGCGGCAAGAAGCCUGAUCUCCCACAAGCAAAUUUUCGGCGUUUACCUUUUGAUCACUGCAGCCUGUCACUGCAGCCAUUUGAGUACCCGGUGUGCACCCCUGAUGGAGUCGUCUUUGACUUACUGAAUAUUGUGCCUUGGAUAAAGAAGUAUGGGACCAAUCCUAGCACUGGAGAGAAGCUGGAUGCCAAGUCUCUGAUCAAGCUGAACUUCACGAAGAAUAACGAAGGGAAGUACCACUGCCCGGUGCUCUUCACCGUCUUCACCAACAACUCGCACAUCGUGGCCAUCCGCUCCACCGGCAACGUGUACGCCUACGAGGCAGUGGAGCAGCUGAACAUCAAAACCAAGAACUACAAGGACCUGCUGACGGACGAGGCCUUCUCCCGACAGGACAUCGUGACUCUCCAGGAUCCCACGAACCUGGACAAGUUUAAUGUGGCCAAUUUCUAUCACGUCAAGAACAACCUGAGGGUCGUGGACCCAGAUGAAGAGAAAGCCAGGCAGGACCCGAAUUACUAUCUGAAAAACACCAACGCCGAGACCCGAGAGACCCUGCAGGAACUUUACAAAGACUUCAAGGGCGACGAGAUCCUGGCUGCCACCAUGAGAGCUCCGGAGAAGAAGAAGGUGGACAAGUUGAAUGCGGCUCAUUAUUCCACCGGGAAGGUCAGUGCCUCCUUCACGUCCACAGCCAUGGUGCCCGAGACAACCCAUGAAGCGGCCGCCAUUGAUGACGACGUCGUCAGGUAUCGCUUUGUGAAGAAGAAGGGCUAUGUCCGGCUGCACACCAACAAGGGGGACCUCAACCUGGAGCUGCACUGUGACAUGACUCCCAAAACCUGCGAGAACUUCAUCAAGCUCUGCAAGAAGAAUUACUACAACGGCACCAUCUUCCACCGGUCCAUCCGCAACUUCGUGAUCCAGGGUGGAGACCCGACGGGCACAGGCACAGGGGGCGAGUCCUACUGGGGGAGACCCUUCCGAGACGAGUUCCGGCCCAACCUGUCGCAUACCGGACGAGGGAUCCUCAGCAUGGCCAACUCGGGGCCCAACUGCAACAAGUCCCAGUUCUUCAUUACGUUUCGAUCUUGUGCGUAUCUGGACAAGAAACACACCAUCUUUGGGAGAGUUGUUGGCGGCUUCGACACCCUCACAGCCUUGGAGAAUGUGGAGAGUGACCCCAAAACCGACCGGCCCAAGGAGGAGAUCCGGAUCGAGUCCGCCACAGUCUUCGUGGACCCGUAUGAAGAGGCCGACGCUCAGGUUGCUGAGGAACGGGAGAAGACGCGCCUGGAGGAGGAGACCCCCAAGGUGAAGGCCAAGGCGGCCCAGCCCACCUCGGAGAGCUCAGGGCCGCGAGCUUACCGUCAGGGAGUGGGCAAAUACAUCUCCCCCGAAGCCACGAAACGAGCUCUGGAGGAAGAGCCCUCGACCAGCACCCCCGUUGCCAAGAAGAAGCCCAGCCGGGGCUUCGGGGACUUCAGCUCCUGGUAACAGCCUCAGCCCGAGACCUCCAGACUGUUGGGUGUUUGAACCUGCCGUUGCCUGGCACAGGUCUUGGCACCGAGGGGGUGGGAUGCGCUGUCAGUUUGGGGCAUGGGGGGGCCCAGGGAGGUGGGACACCGAGGUGACGGGGGUGGGGGCAGAAAUAAAAAGGAUCCCUCGGCUCCGUGUCCCUGCCUGGUCUUUGCCAAGCUGCUGAAUGGGAGUCCCAGGCUCCAUCUCCCCUUCCUGGCUCCAUUCACCCCCCCUCCUUUCCACCAGUUGGGCACCAUCACUGCUCGUUCAAGCCAGAGCUGGCGUGUUGUCUGGCUGCGCUAUGGUCAGGGUCUCCGAGAUCUUGAAGGCACAACAAAUGGGGUUUGCAGAUGGGAGAUCCUGGGUUCAAAUCUGGCUUCAGAGUCCUCCUAGCUAUGUGAUCCUGGACAAGUCACUUAAAUCUCAAUUGCCUGGUUCUUGCCCCUCUUCUGCCUUGGAAGCAGAGUUUGGAAAAUAAACAACCUCAGAGAUGAAGUUGGAGUUGUGGCUUCUUUAAAAGAUUGAAGCAUCCUAGUGGUCCAGUUGGGCCAAAGUCCACUCCAUGCGGGUGACCACUCGGACUGCUGCUGGGGGCUGGAUAAUGGGGACUUUGCCAAGUUAGCAUCUGGAGGACCCGGGAUCCCAGGGAGUCAGAUUCCAAAGGGGACUCGUGAGACCCUGGACAAGCUUGGUUUAGACGAGCCCACCUACUGCAGCAGAAUCCAGGGGGAGCAGAGAGGGCCUUGCGCCGAGAAGACCCCAGGCCCAAAAGAACAUCCCAAACAAAGGAACUCCACGUGUGGUUUCCAAAAGGUUUAUUUUGCUACCUGCAAUAGAUCCACUCAAGCGUAACCUCAAACAAAGGGUCUUGGUACCCCCAAACUGUACAGCUGGCUGGAGCAAGAGAAUCGGCAAAAGCUUUUCUUUAAAAAACAACACAAAAAACGGUUCCAUAACAUUACAACCCAAAGUUACAGUAGUGAAGAAACCCAACCCUCUAGGCCUUGGAGUCUCUGGGAAACCGUUUUGGAAAGAAAUGCCGGCUUCCGUGACCAUGACGUGGCGUUGGGCCGCUUCUUCCCCUGCAGCCCACACAAAGCUCCCCCAAGGCCAAAGCCUCCAGCCCCAGGCCAGCAGAGGGGCGAGUGGGAGGGGACAGCCACUGAAACUGAGCCUUUGGCCCACAUCCCACAGAACAGAUGGGUGACAAGGGCACCACGUUGGGACCCUGCAACAAACCGGACCAAAGUUCCGCUACUGAGACGAAAGGAAGAACUUUCUUUGUCAAGAUGUUGGAAUACUGUCUGAGAGGGCAAACAAUGGAAGCCAAGCUUCGUGAACAAACGCCCAUCGUUCGCCAAGGACAGCUUUCCUGGAAACCAAAGACUUGUCCACGCUGCUAUAAAAGGUCGGCUCGAGAGGCUCAGGAGACUUUCGGAAGACCCGAGGCCUAGAGAAUUCCAGGACGUGUCGAGAUUUGAUGGCCUUCCUUGGUGGGGGCUCCAUUGAAGAGGUUCGUUUGGUCCAGGGAGCCUUGCAAAUAGUAAAAGCUAUGGUCUCGAUUACAAACAUCAAUGUUACGACCAAUAGUAAAAAAGUGUGUGUGUGUGUGUGUGUGUCACAGAGAAGACAGACAAUACAAGUCACAAAAGUGCGCAUGUUGGAGGGGAAGUAACUCACCCAAAACAUAUAUAAAAACUUUAAAUAGAAUCUUAAUAUAUGUACAAAAAUUGGUUAGAACAACAACACAUAGUAAAACUCUUCAAGUAAAGUUAAAAAUCUGCUUUCUUUGAAAGAAGGCUCAGUACCGGCCUGGCCUCUCCCAUUCCCCAAAUCUGGACACUCUCCACUCGAAGCCCCCAUGUCUCUGCCUUGCCGGGCUGCCUCCCUGGGAGAGUCUUCUCCAGGACUGUCCCCAAGCCUCCACAGGAACAGGGAAAGCAAGGAAAUAUCACGUUUUACCGUUACUUGUCUCCCCACUCCAGCCAAUGGAUUUCUCAGCUUGCAAGGGGUUCUGGUUCUUGAGGCAGCUGGAUGGGUCAUCUCCGAACUUUCCAACUUGGUGGCAAGAGAAUCCAGGCGAUCGAUCGAGCCCUGAACAGUUUCAUAGAUUCUGAAGUACAAACACAGACGGCCACAUGGGCGCAGGAGAGCCAGGCUUGCCCCAAGCUGGUCCUUUGAGGACCAACAUCCCAACACUGAGAGGUUGAAGAGGUUUUGUUGGCUAUUUCUUUGACAUUCAAAAUUCGAGGGUUUUCUUGGCCAUCUGGCUAGCUCGAGUAUGCUCCCUAUAACCUGCACGCCAUCCAGCCCGGCAGCCAUUACCAGGAUAGAAGCUGAGCGUUUCAUAGGCUGUGUUGGAACCUCUCCAAGGCAUCUGUGAUUGGCCCAAAUGGUUGACCAGAAGGACAAAGGGAACAAGCCUAACGACCUCUGUAGCGCCAGCUCUGGAGGUCAGGCUUGACACCAAUUUGGUGACAUGGGAAGAGGACAGCCUAUUAAAACACUAAGAACUAAAUGGAAUUCGAGCCACCCUCCCCUGCCCUCUCCUUGCAUUAUGAUGGGCAGCCCAAACUGCAUACAACAUUUGCAAAAGGCCCCAAACUCCCCAAAUGACUACAUGAGGCUCCUUUCUUUCCUGGCGUCCAAUUAGGUCAGAGGUUGAAGGGCACCAUGAGUCGUGGAGCUGUGAAGGGCUGGCAUAGGUUUCCCUGGGAUAGAAGUGCAACAGCAGCAGCAGCAGCAGCAGCAGCAGCAGCAAGGGCUCCAAGUGGAAAGUUGUACAGGUGGCCAAGAGAACGAUUGGGGCUCAGUUUCAAGGCAUCUGGGGCUUCCGCCACGUGGGGCCAACAGCAGUGGUUUGGCUUCACUGUCUGCAGAGCAAUGGGCGGCUUGAGGGCAGAAACAUGGGAGCCGAGAGAAGAGUCUCCUUGGAGAAUUUCACCAAUCAACUGUGAAGUUGUGGUCCUGUUUACAUCAAUCCAAUUCAAAGCAACUAGGGUGAAAAGGAGAAGGAACAGGAAGAGGAGGAGGAGGAAAAGGGGUGGGUUUCAUAUUAAUUUUAUUAGAAAAAUGCUUGGGGAAUGAUUUAUCCAGCAAACCAAACGCCCUUUUUAUUUAAAAUUCUUAAACUAUCUUGUAAUUUAAACUUUUUUUGGAAGAAAAUGAAAAUGAACAAUUCUCAAGUACUAAUAAGGGGAUUCCCAUCUAGACUGGCCCCUUUCCUAUUUAAAAAUAUCAUCUUUGUUCAAGUACAUCAAAAGUAAAAUAGUAAUCCAGAA